Molecule: messenger RNA, 16310 nt
Organism: Porites lobata
Lineage: Eukaryota; Metazoa; Cnidaria; Anthozoa; Scleractinia; Poritidae
Source: the annotation of a GenBank genome assembly
AUGAAUUUAACUGAAAACGAAACCAGCCUUGGAGGUUCGUCCACGUUAUGUGACAACUUUACAAGUCUCAUAUCCAUGGCUUCUAUACAGUUCUUGUCAUUUUUGUCUAAUCUCGUGGCAGCCAUAGCAAUUUGGAAGCUCCCAGGUCUGGAAGAAAACAAAUAUCACCUCGUCGUUCGGACUCUGGUCAUCAGUGAUCUUUUGAUUCCUCUUUCAACCUUACCUCUCUCCUUUGUCUCCUAUGCAAAUUGCGCUUGGAUUGGUGGUACAAUUCUAUGUUCUGUUACUGCGUUCAUCUCAACCACAUUCUUAAGCUGGUCAUUUUUCAUCGUCUUUAUAAUGUGCUUUCUGCGUUUUCUCGCCGUCACAAGACCACUAUUCUACAGAAACCAAGUCACAUCCGCAAGAGUGCAGAAAGCCCUGGUUUUAGCCCUCUUUUGGCCCUGCAUUCAUUUGGUCCUCCCUGUUUCGGGUUUUGGUCAGUUUAAGUUAUACAAGACGGGAUUCCAAUGCGCGCUUGAUCUUACGCCCAAAGAAUCCAGAGGUAAGAUUCUGUUAUAUGCUACUGUGGUCGAAGGAGGUUUGGUCAUUGUUGCUUUGCUGUACUUUUGUGGAACAAUUUUCUGCUUUCUGAACCGGAAGCGCAGAAUCAGCAGUUUGCUAUCCGAACAGCAACAACGAGGCGCGGGCGUUAACAGAGUAAACAAGCAGCAUGGUGGUUUUGCUCGCAUUACGUUCUUUAUUGUUGGGCUGUUUUGUGUUUGCUACGUUCCCUUUCUGGUAAGUGUUAAAAAUCAUAUAUCGUAAUUUCCGUAAGGCACCCUUUUACUUGAGGCCUCCCUUUGAAUAUGCUUCUCCUUUCAGUCAAGGGAAAUAAAGUUAUCAAGCACGCCCCUUCCGUCGUUGCCACCUGUACUUUCACCGACAAUUAACCUAAUAAACAAGGCCGUAUUAAGCAAUUACAUUGCUCGCAAACAAGAUUGUUUUUUUUUAGCAACAAUGCUAGUCAAAUUUUUGUGAGGAAGUUAAAAGUGACAAUUUUGUACUGAUACUGAUAAUAACUAUAAUUAAGUCCAAUUCGUUCCAUUUGCUUUAUCUCUCUGUUUUUCAGUCUUACCGAGUGUUCAUUCUGAUCUGUGGCCCUUCUUCAUACAACGAAACUUCUUAUUUUUACACGGAGCUCUUGGCCCAUAUUAACCCACUUCUAAAUCCGCUGGUCUAUGUACUGUGUAGCAAGCAAUAUCGGGUUUCCGUGAAGAAACUCUUUACAAAAUGUUCCUGUACAGGUCGAUGCGGCUUUUGCGGUCACACAUUUUACUUAAAAGGUAAGUGGAAAAGGGAUAACUGGAGCUUCAUAAAACCAGCCUCAUAACUGUUACAUCGCUCAAAUAUUAGUCUGGUUUUCCCAAGUAACUUGAGUAGGAGUUUCAAUAGCCUGUAUACAGACGUCCCCCCUCCCUCAGAAAAAAAUCUUCUCCCGAUUUUUCUCUGAGGGAGUAGGGACGUCUGUACACAGGCUAGAGUUUCAAGUGGGAGUGAUAUUGUUAUUGGCAACGAAGUUGGUGCUCAUGCAGCUGCACUGUCCAAAAAGAUCGCAGCACCGAGAUCGAGAAUCAUCCGAGCUAUCAAUCAAAGGCUGACACGUUCACUGAAAAGGUCAUUGAGUAUGGGAGGGGUCAAACAGAGGAAAUUGUUCAAGAGGAGUUUGAGUUACAAAGCACUCUAACAUAUUCUUUUGCAAUCAAAAUUUAACAUGAAACGCACGUAAGUACAAGCCCAUAAUCUGCGCAAGGUGUUUUGGUAGCUGACAGAAUGGCACGCAGUGUGGAGAAGAGGGAGCAGGUAUCAUAAACCCUAAAAAAUCAUCUGUAAGAGUCCCUGUAUCCGACCAGUGUACAAGCUCUCACGUAACCCUUCCCCCCUUCAUCCCUAGUCGAGAGAUAGAGGGAGAGCUAUUUCGCAGCCCUAGUGUGCCUACCUUUCCGCUGGUAUUAGAAUAAAGUAGAGAGAAGUUAUAAUGAAAAUAAUAAAAUAACACAAAAAUCGAAUGGCCAUCUACGACAGCAAAUCAUUUAACUAAGUCAUUUCUUUUUACUUUUUUUACUCCCCUUUACUUGGUCUGAAAAAUUGACUAAUCUGCUUUUUUCAACUUACAGAAGCUUUCAAAUACGUUUGUAUAACCUACGUCCGUUGAAAUAAAAAUUAAAACCAUUUCUAUUCCAAAUCAGUAUUUAAGAGCUGCAGGACCACAGCGACAAACUGUUAAGAGGCACAGGGUCUUAGUAGACCUGGAUCGGUAUAAAUAGAAACUUUUCUAAACCUACUAGCUCUUAUGAUCUUGCACUUUAUUUUUUAGAUGACUACGGACGAAGUAUUGAGUUACGGAAGAUGUCUGCGUUUUCGACGAGAACCCAGAGUAUAUUUUUGGAGUAGGGAAAAGGCUGGUGCUUCACCUGUCCACGUCUCUCAACGUUCACCCUGUGCCGGGCAUCCUGAAGCCAGAAGUUUUCAAACAGAGCUCAGUAAAGUACUGUUAGAUUUUAUGGAGACCCAAAGAGGUCUUAAACAAUUAAAAUACAGAGGGAUCCGAUUGAUUGCAAUCAACAGAAGUUACCAAGAACUCUGAGCUUUCGAUCAGAAAAAAACUUUUUCGUAAUUGAUUGUCUGCAACCAAGGUCUGCCUCGUCGGCAGAGGUCUCUUUCUCGGGCGCGUUUCGUGCUCUCCUCUUUACAAAGAAGCGGCCGAGGAGAAACCUUUCGAGUCUUUGUGAAACUUUGUGGCGUUUUCUAGUAUUUAACGCAAGUGUGUUUGAAUUUGAAUAUGCCCAACGUCUCGUUUUUCUAUGAAUUGUACCCAUCAUUUUAAAAGAGCUCGAAUCUCGACGGUGCAAUAAAAAUUUGACAUCUAAGAGCCGUCUACUGUUGGCAACGACAUACAAAUUCGUCAUUUUUUUUUUCAAGUCUACUUAGCAAGCCUGAGAGCGCAAAAUAGAUGUACUUAACGAUCAAAAGAGGCUAGCUGCCAGCGGAACCUUCUCUGUAUCUGAAAACGCAAUAAUCAGUAAGGCCAUGCAACAGGCCAUGGUGCAAUGGCCAGGUUUUACCCUCGCCAUACCAAAGACGAGAGCUAAGAAGAUUAUUUUAAAGCAAUAAUAAUAAUAAUAAUGAUAAUAAACUACUGUUCAAAAGGUAAAAUAAAAGCAUAUUUUAGACUAGUACAGAGGUUGCAAUGUUAAAAAAGCUUUUUGUUUUUGGUUUCCUCCCCCACGAAACAUGUUCAGCAUAAGAUCGCGCUUACUUUUGAAGUAUUUGAAAUGCAAAAGCAAUGAUGUUUAUUUUGUUCACCCCUUCGACUCCCAAUUAUUUCACACAAAUUAUGACGUUUCCGCGCAUUUUGUUCACGAGCCAAAUUUGCCGGACUCCUCAACAUGUGUAAAACAGUUGCUCUUUUCUUGCACUAUCCCGUUAUUUCUUCUAAAAUAAAAUAAAUUUAACUUGUAAAGGUCCUCGAUAAACCAUUUGCAAUUGACCUUAGUUCAACAAAACUGAUCCCGCGCAUUAAUUAUGAGUCACCAAUAUGGCUGGUACUUAGUUGAUACUCUGACAACGGCCGAAAACACUGAAUUGGUUGGGAAAAAUGAACGAAGAAAGUUGACGAUCGGAAUAGCCUGCGAACAAUCUCUCCAUUUGGGGGAUAUCAAUAGGGACCUUAUGAUCAGACAACGGCGACGUCCAUGACAACGUCGCUGAAAAAUAGCCCCGGCAUCCUUUCAAACCAUUUCGCGAUUAUCCCGGUGUGGCUCGUGAAUUUUAAAAUCGCUGGUUAAUUCAUACGGCACGAAAGCAAGUCAAUACGUGGCAAUCGACUAAUAAGUUGACUACCUGGUUAUUCAAACGCUGAUUGGUCAAAGCCGAUUGAACUAUUGUAUUCUCGGCAAACAUGAAAAAUUUAAAAUUUAAAUUUUUCACCGGCUGGAGGUCGCAAAGGUCGCAUUUUCAUUCUCUAGUUCAAUAACUCAGCUUGCCGGUCGCUGUGCAACAGACUAGUACUCACAUGAGACAAGGCAAAAAAGCUGUAAAAUAUGCCGGGCAACAACAGCAACCAACUCUUUGCGACCUGAAAACUGAGAUCGAAAAAAUGCGAUACCAAGGUCACGAGAAAGGAGAAAAGGUAAGAUAUAAAAUAUGUAGGAUAUGAAAUGUUGUAGUUUAGAAGGUGAAAUACGGAAUGACAAUUGUAUGGGAUGGUGAAUGAAUAACUUCACUGUAAUACAGUCAGGUUAAAGUUAUUUAACCUUUCCUUUGAUUCUUUUAAUAUUGGAAAGCAGAAAGUUAUUGCAUAGGUACGAGUACGCUAAUGUUAAGAAUUGGUGAUCCUACUGAAAACCGUGUUAGCCGCAUAAUUGGUUCGGCUUCUAAGAUGCAGUAAAAUCAUUUAACACAUAAUGGUAGUUUUAUCGGGCCAGUGGACAAUGCAUCAAAGGAAAUAAGAGAGGCGAAGAAAUGAUUUCAAUCACCGCCGUUGUUAACGCCGUCCGGCAAAGGAACUUAGUUGUGGUGCUUUAGUUCAAACCCGAUCUUGCCACAAUUGCAUAAUUACCUGCAGUACAAGCGUGUACACGUGCUAGCUGGUCUUUGCAUCAAAGCAGAAACGAAUUGAUUUCACUGUAACUUUAAAUACUAAUAACAAAGCUCUAUGACUUUAGACAAGCCCUGCACGGCUUUUAAGUCCUGGACAACUUUCUAAAAACUUUAAAAUGCAGUACAAAACAAUAUUGGAUCGGGCAGGAAUUUGGUUUACAUGCUGCGUUUGCGGGAAAAACUGAUUUUCAAAGUAAUAAGUGCAUUUUCGGAACUACUGCUUUGUUUGCCGGUUUUUCGUAAACCACUGAAAUUUUAGUUGUAUAUCGUGGUAUGGUCAUUUAGAUUGCUACCAAAGACUUUCUUUAAUUUCCAGCUUGCUCCAUUUUGGCGUCUCCUUGAUCAAUAAGAAGACAAAAGGACGCUUAGUGUCAUCGCAAAUAAGUCAUUUCGGUGUUAGUAGAAAGUUGAUUGAAGGAUUUAAGGACCAUGCUAAUAUGAAUGAAGUUGCUUUCUAUUUAGGUUUCAGUGAUUUCCUUAAAGAGGAUUGAAAAAGUCGUCUGUUGACCAAAAAUUUGGUUCAUAGGUUUAAGUUAUGGUAAAACAUUGGAACCGGCGGUUGAUAGAAGCUUGCACUGAUUAGCUUAUGAUUGUCGCUUCAUUCAUUUAUCUUGCACAACUAAUACAGGAUUUUCGCGAACAAUAAGCUUUUUGUAAGACACCAUGAUUGUGCAAACAUUGCGAGGAGAAAACGACUCGAAGCAAUCGGAUGAACUCAGGCUAGGUUUCUUUCUACUUUUCCGUAUUUUCGUCAUAUUUACUUCACCUGGUUAGGAAUCUCUUCAGUUUGAAAACAUGAAAAGGAUUAAACGGAUUUUUCCAGAAAAAAAGCGAGCAAUUUAUUUGUUUUUGUUUAAGACUUGUAUGCACAUGAUUGAAUCUCUUUGAUUCUAUUAAUAUUGGAAAGCAGAAAAUUGUUAAAGGGUUCGAAUACUUGUACAGGUACGAGUAAUCUAAUGUUUUAUACUGGUGAUCCUACUGAAAACCGAGUUAGUAAGAUGCAGUAAAAUCAUUUAACACAUAAUGGCAGUUUUAUUGGGACAGUGGACAAAGCAUCAAAGGGAAUAAGAAAAGCACAUACUUAGGGAAGAAAUGAUUUCAGCCACCGCCGUUGUUAACGCCGUCCGGCAAAGGAACUUAGUUGUGAUGCUUUCAAACUCGAUCUUACCUCAAUUGCCUUAAUAAUGAUUAUAAUUACCAGCAGAGUACGAGCAUUUAUGCGUUCUAGCUGGACUUUGCGUCAUAGCAGCAACGAAUUGAUUUCACUUUAAUUUUGUAUAGUAAUAACAAUUAAGCUUUGUGAAAUAUAGGAAAUUUUUGUUAACAUGGUUGCCGUGGCCGUGAUAAAUGUCGCCCACGCCGAUGAGACAAGCCCUAGCUUUUAAGUCCUGGACAACUUUCUAAAACCUAAAAAAUGCAGUACAACACUAUAUUGGUUUGGGCAGGAAUUUGGAAUAUACUGUAUAUGCAGAGUUGGCGGGAAAAACGUAUUUUCAAAGUAACAAGUGCAUUUUCGGAACCACUGCUUUGUUUGCCGGUUUUUUGCAAACCACAGAAAUUUUAGUUGUAUAUCGUGGUAUGGUCAUUUAGAUUACAAGUAAAGACUUUCUUUUAUCUCCGGCUUGCUCCAUUUUGGCGUACUCCUCUAUCAAUAAGAAAAUAAAAGGAGACUUAGUUUCAUCGCAAAUAAGUCAUUUUGUUAGUAGAAAGGAUUUAAGGACCAUGCUAAUCUGAAUGAAGUUGGUUCUUAUUUGGUUUUCAACGAUUUCCUUCAAUAAGAUCGAAAAAGUCGUCAGUUGACCAAAACUUCGGUUCAUAUUGGAGCUUUAAUUAUGGUAAAAUAUCACAACCAGGGGCUGAUAAAAGCUUGCAAUGUUUGUCGCUUGAUUGUCGCUUUAUUCAUUUAUCUUGCACAAUACAGGAUUUUCGCGAACAAUAAGCUGACUAGCUCAUUUCGUUGCUAAUUGUUUGUAAGACGCCAUGACUAGCGAAAGCGGUUUCUUUCUACUUUUCCUUAUUUUCGUCAUAUUCACCUGGUUAGGAGUCUCGUCUGUUUGAAAACAUAAAAGGAAAACUUCAGCAAAAAAUUAAGCGGAUUUUUUUCAGAAAAAAAGCGCGCAAUUCAGUUUACUCAAGACUUGUAAUAUACACAUGAAAAUUAUACCUCUUUUGAACCUUUUGUUUUCGUUUUUGUUGAUCUGUUCCCGCGCUGAAAACCCCGCCUUAUAUUUGCGGAAUUUUUUCUGUCAAAAGACCUGAUGCUGUAAUUUGAUUGGAUAAAAUCACUUUCAACUUCCGACCGAUCAAUCUGAUUGGCGGUUUCCUAGAUACACUUUAGCAAGUGUUCAACCACGUUCUCUGUCAUUUUCCAGUUGCCGAACGCUCUUAUGCAAACACCAUUUAUCGUCAAAAUGUCAUGAAUGCAUAUAGCGUAGAGUAGAAAAGCAUUUAUCCUCUUAAAUAACAAACUACAAAAAAGGUCUGAAGGUCAAAAGAUUUGCCAAACCGUGGUCUAAGUUAGCCUUCGUACAACAUGAUAACCGACCCAUUGUAUUUGCUUUAACGACGCCUUUCUCAAACAGAAAAGUACUCGCUUGUGGUAGCCGGGUGAUUCAGUUUUGGUAGGUCAGCAUUUAUUCUCAUAAUUUACUCGGUGAAUUGAGUGGUAGAGUGCUCAUUUUUUCUGUCUUGGGGCGCUUUCAGAACCGACCGGUCAGACGGUUCCCGUUCCAGCAAGAUCAGUCAAAUCCUAAAUUUUAUGCACGAAGGAGAUGGUUUUUCAUCUAAACCUUCUGGAAAAAGCCUAUUUCUUUCAGGCCAGCCAAUUCUGACAAAUGGAAAGCUCCCUGAGUUUUGAUGUGGUUAUUCCAACACUGAUUGAUAGCCGAUUAUGAUUUAAAUUUUUCACCAACAUGAAUGAAUGUAACUUCACUGUAGUUAGCCUGAAUUUCAUCCGAUUGCUUCGAGUCGUUUUCUCUAUGAUUCUUUUAAUACUGGAAAAGGGUUCCAAACUUGUAUAGGUACGAGUAAUUUAAUGUUUUAGAAUUGGUCAUCCUACUGAAAACUGAGUUAGCCGGCGGCGCUUCUAAGAUACAAUAAAACCUUUUAACACAGUAGUAGGGAACAAUAGAGGCACAUACUGAAGAAAUGAUUUUAAUCACCGCCACUGUUAACACCGUUAAUUUUUUUGUUUAGAUAAGGCUUCAAGAUCUUCGGGAUAACAAGAGCCGAACCAAGCACCAUCCAGCACGCGGUAGGACCAGCUGGGCAUACUUGUUGGUUUAACAAUAUGCGGUAGAGAAAUUGUGUUCCUUAGUUCUUCACCCUGUCCAUCCAGAGGUUUUCCAUUUUGAGGUAUGUUAGCCUAUUUUUUUUUUUUGAAGGGAACGCUUAAAUUAAUAAGUGUGUUUGACUUCGUCGACUUCGUUGAGUUACAUAUCUAUUUAAGAACUUUUUAGCGCGAGCGUGAUUAAAAUGUCUGUGAUACAGCAAAGCUUCCUGAAAUGUUUUCACCCCUUUUGAUCUACUCUUUUAUCUCCCUAUACUCUACAUUUUGGGGGGAACCUUUUGUUCGCUGAUCUUUCUUAGAAACAUUGAGAAAAUGAUGUGUUGGCUAAGUUGCCAUUUUGUCGCAAUAGAUCUACGGCAGGGGCACCAAACGACUGUUUUCUGUGACGGAAAUAUCUGUUCGGAGAAGCAAAAAGUGCCUAUAAUUUUCUAAAGCACGAGGAAGGCUAAAAAUUUCUAGAUGACCGCUCCAUUCAUGUACAAUUUUUGAAACUUCUCUAAUAAAUUCCUUACAUUUUCUUUAGUUUAAUUUUUCCCAUUUCACUCCCCGGGUUAAGCUAUUUUUCGUGAGAAAGGAAACCUAAAAUUUGCGGAAUCGAAAUUGCGAUGCAGAGAGGAAUCAGAAAUAUUCUCACUUUCGUAAAACUUUACUUUGGAGCUUAAAAUUUUCGGGAAAAUAAUACUGAAGCCCUUGCUAUUUCGAAAUGACUCAAGUUGCCCUAGGAUGACCGAAGAGAUAUGAAUUUUUUAGCGCUAAUUAGAAUGCAUUUCUAGAGAUCUAAAAGUACUCUGGAUAGCCUAAAAAGUGUUUAGGAGGAAAUCGCCGUUGGAUGCCCGUGGUACGGGUAUGGCCCUUUACAUGUACAAUGUAAUCCUUAAACCUUUGACGUUCUCCUUUUACAGAUGCUAGGCUAGUACUGUUGGGAAUUUGGUCAGAAGAUCAGCUUGAAAGAUGGGAUCAUAAAACACUGUGAGUUGUAUUCUCUUGUUAGAACAUAAAGCAUAACACACCCAAAAAGGGAUAUUCCCUCGGGAACUCGAACGCUCUAUUAUCUAAUACAAUAAUUAAAUGUAUUUACGCUGUAUUAGCUCAUAAAAUAAUAAGAUGUAUUUGACUUUGUUCCUGUGUCUUAAUAUGAGUCGCUUUGGAGGGGAUUUAAAUCCGAUCAGACAAACAUGUACUUGAUACCGGCACAGGAAAAAAAAAACAGGAACACAGGUAGAUACAUCCUAUUUUAUUAGCUUGUACACCUUAAAUGCAUUUAUUGUUCUAUUAGCUAUAACUACAGCGUUCGGGUUCCUUGUGGAUAUUCCAAUUAAGUAGUGAUCAUGCUGGUAAUCUUGCAGUUAAGUUCAACACUACAACUGGUUAAAAAUAUCAGUGUAGUAUACUCUUAAUACAUGAAUUAGAGGAUUACUGGUCUUGAAACUGCAACUGAAAUUAGCAUGAAAGAGUCGACCAUGUGCUCCUUCAUUGACUACUCGUGAUGUAAGACUACACGAAAUGUAUCUCGCUUACAACUUCAUGUAAUACACAACAUCAUGGUUCUCUAAAUCUAGUACAUUUUCAAUUAUUUAUCUUUCUGGGAGCAAUUGAAACUUCAAAGUUUGUGGUAAAUUUUCUGUUAACGGUAGUUUCAUCCCAAAUAUUUAAAAAAUAUACUAUCCAGACAGCUCCUCAAUCAUUAAUUAAUUUGUUUGCCGCUAUUAUUUUUCUGUCUGGAAAGCCAGGUAAUUUUUAAAAAUAUUAAUCUACAAAUAUAGUUAAUACAUUGAAAAUGUAAGAUUUGGCAUUUCAUCCGUGCAAGUAAAAUAAGAAGUGAAAACACUAGACACUUCUGUAAUAAUUUCUGGUAUAUAUAUAUAUCUAUUUUUUGAUCAGCAAUACACCAUGAUGCAUACAUCAUUUCUUGCAAACAAUCUAACUCGGAACAUGUUUAAAUUUGUUUUAUUAAUUUGUUCCGCUACCGUGGUGACAGUAUAUGUAGUUAAAUUUAUUUAAAUCAAUUUAUUUAUGUAUUCAGCUUUAAUCACAUGUCUUUAAUGCAAAAUUAUAUCACAAGGUUAAACUUACAAAUUGAUUUCAGAGGUCUGUAAGAAAUUAAUGUCCAUCUACAGAAAAACCAAAUGAAAACUUAAAUAACUAAAUGUAGACUAUCAACAAAACACAAAACAAAGCAAAACACUUUUACGUCUAAUACUACUUAGUGUCAUUUAGAGCUUAAAGUGAAUGAGCAAAGAAAAACACAGCAAUAAACAAAAAAAAAUGUAUAAUUGCAAAUUAAAAGGGAUAAAAGGGAAAAACAAUCCAAAAUUAGAGGAAGCGGUAAAAAAGUGACCAAAAGGUUUUAGUCUGUGAGAAUAAUUUUGAUGACCACUCAAGCCAUACAGUGCCAGUGUGCAACAAAAUUCAAAAAUUGCAAAAAAGGAUAGCAUUGCAUGGGAUUUGAAAAGGUGUAGGUCUGGAUUAAGUUGAUAAAAACUGCUCACUGUUGGGUUUGAAAUGAGUUUCAGUUUGGUUUGCUUAUUAUAUGAGCGGAUAACGUGGGUAUAUUUUGCUUAUUCAGUUUGCGACCAUGUUUUCACAUGACAACUAGGCGCUUAGCUAGGUGUACAAUUAGACUAACUUUUAGCCAAUUAUAUGACUGACAGUAUUUAGGUAAAAAUUCCUUAUACGUUCAAUAUUAAAGAUCAUUUGGUACGAAAAUGUUCAUAUUACCAUAUUGCAAUGUUGUUUCUUGGGUUUUGGACCUUUGCUUGAUGUGUUUGUGUGCUGCUUGGUUCUUGGUCAAGGCAAUUCCUCUGCUCAUUUUCUCUUUUGUUCAGGGGAAUGUACCCAGUCUCCAAACAAGAACUGAUAGGAGUUGGAAUAAAUUCCAGCUAUACCCGUGACAAAUGGCUUUGAGACUUGGGUAGAAAUAAAAGUGUACUCGGUAUAUUGUUUUUCGGAGGUGGUGGAGUUGUCGCUAUAGUGUAAUAGGCUUAUACUAGAGAGUUCUUUGUGGGCGCAUGUCUUGAAUCGGUCGUUUAGGUUAAUAUGAUGUAGAUGGUUUGACUUGAUUACAAUGGAUACAAAAAAAUUGGAAUGAUGAUCAAAUGGGUUUACUCAUUACUAGUGGCUUUGACAGUUUGGAAGAAAUAAUUGUGACAAUUGUUUGUCAAGCAGUUGUUGUGAGGGAAAUUACGUAUUGGAAGAAAUAAAAAGUGAAGUACUAGCUUCUUCAGGCUUGGAUUAAAUUCCCUGUGAAAAUCCACCAAACUUUGAACCGUAAAUAUGGUGUAUACUUGUUAAAUUUUAAUACUUGUUGGGGUUUCAAAGUUCAGCAAAUUAUCGAACACCAAAAUGAAAAAGUGUGCACUUUAUAAAAAUUUACCCUCUCACCCUUUUUCCAUCUCAACUGUCUAAGACAUGGUUCUUUAAAUGUUUUAAAUCGCUAUCAACAGUACUUGAAAUUUCAUUAACUAUAUGGCAUCUCCUAUGUCUUCCUGGGUCUUUUGGUGUUGUCUUGCUCAGCAGAAGUUUAAACUGAUUUAGUUCAUCUUUUACAAACACGACAUCUUUGUGAAAAGUUUUACUAACCAGGCCAGAUUACUUUGUUUGUCAUUUGUGGUUUGUUUCACUCUCCUUCUGUAUCACUAGUCGUUUUUCCUAUUUGCUAAUUGGGUCGGCAAACUGACAGCAAAUUUUAUUGAAUGACAUCGGUUUGUGAGUUGAACAAAAAGACGUCGGUCGGCAUUUCAACAAAUUUGUUGCCAAAAAGUAAAUGCUUAACUUUCAAAACUAAAACGACAAUUAUCGUCUAACUCCAUUUUAUAUGAAGAAUCAACAAAUGAAGCCGGCCAUAAAACGCAAAAGCCGACUACAUCAUUCACUUCUAAAGAUUAACCACGCAACACAGACAAUUUCUACUUAAAACGACCGAAAUUAAUUUAGUGUCUGAAAAAUUAUAACUCGACAAGACUUCAAUUUACUUACAGAGUUCACUAGUUUCCUUGCUUUUUUUGUCGGUUCCUCCCUAUUCAAAAUAUCAUCGAUCAUAAAAGUUUUCGUUGUCGGGGCUUUCACAUGCCCUUCUGUUCUGUUAAUUACCGAUGAUCUUCGCCAGGUUCCUAAGGUUCUCAAACAACUCUCAAGGCUAGAAGUGGUAUUGAACCAUUUUUAACACCCAAACGCAACCUGAAAACUGUUAACAGUGUGUUAAACUCAGCAAGGCCUUUUAAUGUUUUCUGUAUAACCUUUUCGCUAACAAAGAAGUGUGAAUGCAAGAUAAUUGUGUCAAGUACCGUGGUCUGAUCGAGUUUUAUAGUAUCCGAAUUUGUGUUUACAAAACUUUUAAGUUGUUUUUUAUCGCCAUAGGUCAAAAACGCUAUUAGCGUAAUGUAUCCGAGUUACUGAUUUACUGAAAGAAGUUUGGAUAACAGUAAUCAGAUUUCUCGUUUUGUGGUACAGUCGAACUUCUGCAUACGGACACCUCUCUAAUACGGACAGUUUGCUAUGCACCGACAAAAUUCUCAGACAUUUCCUGUAAAAAGCCUCUGUAAUUAUUAAUUUGUUCUGCUACCAGUGACAGUAUAUUUAGUUAAACUUAUUUGAAUCAAUUUAUUGAUGGCUUUAACUUUAAGGACAUGUCCUUAAUGCAAAAUUAUAUCACAAGGUUACAAAACUUUCAAAUUUAUUUCAGAGGUCUGUUAGAAAUUAAAGUCCAUCUACAAAAAAAACAAAUGAAAACUUAAAUAACUAUAUGUAGUCUAUCAACAAAACACUUUUACGUCUAAUGACUACUUAGUGUCAUUUAGAAGUUAAAGUGAAUAAACAAAGAAAAACACAGCAAUAAACAAAAAACAUGUAUUGUAAAUUAAAAGGGAAAAAAGGGAAAAACAAUCCAAAAUUAGAGGAAACGGUAAAAAAGUGACCAAAAGGUUUUAGUCUGUGAGAAUAAUUUUGACCACUCAAGCUAUACAGUGCCAGUGUGCAAAAGAAUGCAAAAAUUGCAAAAAGGGAUGUAGGUCUGGUUUAAGUUGAUAAAAACUGCAGACUGUUGGGUUUGAAAUGAGUUUCAGUUUGGUUUGCUUAUUAUAUGAGCGGAUUAUGUGGGUACAUUUUGCUUAAUUCAGCCGAGUUUGCGACCAUGUUUUCACAUGACAACUAGGAGCUUGGCUAGGUGUACAAUUAGACUAACUUUUAGCCAAUUAUAUAACUGACAGUAUUUAGGUAAAAGUUCCAUAAACGUUUAAUAUUAACGAUCAUUUGGUAAGAAAAUGUUCAUAUUACCAUAUUGCAAUGUUGUUUUUUGGGUUUUGGACCUUUGCUUGAUGUGUUGGUGUGCUGCUUGGUUCUGUGUCAAGGCAAUUCCUCUGAUCAUUUCCUCUUUUGUUCAGUCUCCAAACAAGAACUGAUAGGAACUGGAAUUUAUUCCAGCUAUACCCGUUACAAAUGGCUUUGAGACAGAAAUAAAUGUGUCCUCGGUAUAUUGUUUGUCAGGAUGAUGGAGUUGUCGCUAUGGUGUAAUAGGCUUUAAUAAUAGAAAGUUCUUUGUGGCCACCUGUCUUGAAUCAGUCGUUUAGGGUAAAAUGAUGUAGACGGUUUGACUUGAUUACAAUGGUUUACUCAUUACUGGUGGCUUUGAGACUUUGGUUGUUUGUCAAGUUAAGGGAGUUGUCGUGGACGCAUAUUGAUUUGGCUGCAUCGUGUGCUUAGUAAAUUACUUCUUGGAAGAAAUAAAAAGGGAGGUACUAGGUUCUUUAGGCUAGGAAAUUGCCUGUGAAAAUUUAUUGAACUUUGAACCGUCAAUAUGGUGUAUAGUACUUGUUAAAUUUUACUACUUGUUGGGGAUUAAAAGUUCAGCAAAUUAUCGAACACCAAAAUGAAAAAGUGUGCACUUUACAAACAUUUACUCUCUCACCCUUUUUCCAACUCGGCUGCCUAAGACAUGGUUCUUAAAAUAUUUUAAAUCGCUAUGAACAGUAUUUGAUAUUUCAUUAAGUCUAUGGCAUCUCCUGUCUCCUUUGGUGUUGUCCUUGCUUCAGCAGAAGUUUAAACUAUUUUAGUCGUACCAUCUUUUACAAACACGACAUCUUUGUGAAAACUUUUACUAACCAGGCCAGGUUGCUUUGGUUGUCAUUUCGUGGUUUGUUUCACUCUCCUUCUGUAUCACUAGUCUUUUUUCCUAUUUGCUAAUUGGGUUGGCAACCUGACAGCAAAUUUUAUUGAACGACAUUGGUUUGUGAGUUGAACUAGAAGACGUCGGUCGGCAUUUCAACAAAUUUGAUCGUCGUUCAUGAUUGUAGCGGUAGAUGGAACUGAUUCACCGUGAGGACAAGUACAAAUGUCAGUGUGGGUCUGACUUGAAGGGGCAGUUUUAGGCAUGCACGUAAACCAUUUCUAUCGUACUUCGCUGAGGCUUUACUAGAAUAAGAAGCGAUAUUUUUUUUUUCGGUUUUGUGUUAAACAAAAGCUAGUAAUACGCAAAACUAAUGAUGCAUCAGAGGUACUGGAAUAAUUGAAUCAUAAUGUUCGCUUACAAUUUCCUGGCUUGGGUCAUUACGUAUUCUCUUUUUGGGCCGUCCUUUCCUUUUUUUGUGUGUGUCGUCGACGCACAAGCGCCUGCUUCUACUUGAGUGGUCUCAAAAGGGAUUUACAAAGUACAAUAUCUUCUGCGGGUCAACGCCCUAACAAGGUGCGGCUCGAACACUGUGUUUCUUCUCCUCUUGGAGUUAAAAGGGUGGGCUCACUUGUGGUACCCGCGGCACUCCUGCUUCGUAUAGAUGCUCCUUAAGCCUGUGGAUAAUCAGGACCAAGGGCAGGCCGGUAGGUCGACGAAGAGGUCCCUUUGGCUGUUGCAGUGUACCACGACCACGGCCACGGCCACGCCCAGACAUAAAAUGGUACGCGAAGAAGGCGGAUUCUCCACCACUUUUUUGAAGAACUUUUCUGACGGGGACUAGCUGAAGCCUCUUCUUUGCUUAGUGGGUCAGCAACCCUACAGCAAAUUUUAUUAAAUGACGUCGGUUUGUGAGUUGAACAAGAAGAGAGACGUUGACAGUUAAACAAAUUUGUUGCCAAACAGUAAACCCGACAAGACUUCAAUUUACUUCCAGAGUUCACUAGUUUCCUUGCAUUUUUUGUCGGUUCCUCCCACGCCUCUUCAAAAUAUCAUCGAUCGUAAAACUUUUCUUUGUUGGGGCUUUUACAUGUCGUUCUGAUCUUUUAAAAGCCGACGAUCAUGGCCAGGUUCCUAAGGUUCUUAAAUAGCGCUCAAGGCUAAAAGUGGUAAAGUCUUGAAGCAUUUUUAUCGCUCGAAACGCAACCUGGAAACUGUUAACAGUGUGGAGGUCUGAAUUGAAGAUAAUAUUGUGAAAUACCGUGGUCUCGUGGAGUUUAUAUAAUCGGCGUUUACAAAACUUAUUUAUAAGUUGUUUUUAUCGCUAUUGGUCAAGAACGCUAAAACCUCUAUAAUUAUUAAUUUGUUCCGCUACUAGUGACAGUAUAUUUAGUUAAAUUCAUUUGAUUCAAUUUAUUAAUGUAUUUAACUUUAAGGACGGUAUAUUUAGUUAAACUUAUUUGAAUCAAUUUAUUGGUGGCUUUAACUUUAAGGACAUGUCCUUAAUGCAAAAUUAUAUCACAAGGUUACAAAACUUACAAAUUGAUUUCAGAGGUCUGUAAGAAAUCAAUGUCCAGCUACAGAAAAACCAAAUGAAAACUUAAAUAACUAUAUUUAUUUUUUCAACAAAACACUUUUAUGUCUAAUACCACUUAGUGUCAUUUAGAAGUUAAAGUAAAUGAACAAAGAAAAGCAGAGCAAUAGACAAAGAAAAGAAUUGUAUCGUAAAUCAAAAUGGUAAAAAGGGAAAAACAAUCCAAAAUUAGAGGAACUGGUUGAAAAAGUGGCCAAAAGGUGUUAGUCUGUGAGAAUAGUUUUGUUGACCACUCAAUGCAUAAAGGUCCAUAAAGGGCCAGUCUGAAACAAAAUGCAAAAAUUGCAAAAAGGGAUGGUAUGGCUUUUUUAAAGGUGUGGUUUCAGUUGAUAAAAUCUGCUGACUGCUGGGUUUGGAAUGAUUUACAGUUUGGUUUGCUUAUAUAGUGAUUACUUUGAGUGGAUAAUGUGGGUAUAUUGCGCUGAUUCAGCUUGCGAUCAUGUUUUCAUGGUUCAAAUCGGUUUUUCGAGUCGUUCCUUGACAUAUUGGUCAUCAGCCGUAAUGGGCAAGAGUUUCACAUUACAGGAGACGUUUUGUGUUUCCCAUGAAACAAAGGCUUCGAAAUUGUGAUGAGAGUUAAUAGGUAUAAGGCGGUUGAGAGACAAGGUGAAGCAGGCUUUGUGGUUGGUACGGAGAUAGGUAAGGAAAUUGUUCGCAGAGUUCAUGAGAUGGUACUGCGGUAUUAG